Messenger RNA from Talaromyces stipitatus ATCC 10500, 987 nucleotides. Its product is annotated as vacuolar ATPase proteolipid subunit c, putative. Gene Ontology annotation, biological process: proton transmembrane transport. The coding region runs from base 207 to 695 and encodes 162 amino acids. NCBI's taxonomy places the organism in Eukaryota, Fungi, Ascomycota, Eurotiomycetes, Eurotiales, Trichocomaceae. The record is from RefSeq and is a predicted model, not a curated record. The transcript has 8 exons. Gene Ontology annotation, molecular function: proton-transporting ATPase activity, rotational mechanism. Gene Ontology annotation, cellular component: proton-transporting V-type ATPase, V0 domain.
ACAUUACUUACAUCUUACCUGUCUCACAUCUUUCAACCUGGAACCCUUAUCGCACAUUCUCCUCACGCCUAGGGUUUAGGAUAGCCACCGUCGCCCGUGGUCAGUUGGCUCCUUAAGGGCAGCCGGUGCUGUGUAUCAACACGCUCACAGAUUCCGAACCUACCUCUACUGAGUGUUAGCGAGUUACGUGCAAUACUAUAGCCAAAAUGACGGACAGUGAAUAUUCGCCUAAAUUUGCGCCGUUCUUCUCCUUUGCAGGAGUAGCAGCCGCAAUGAUCUUCGGGUCAAUCGGCGCGGCAUAUGGAACCGCAAAAUCAGGCAUUGGUAUUGCGGGUGUGGGACAAUAUAGACCAGAUCUGAUCAUGAGGUCGUUGAUCCCCGUCGUCAUGUCCGGUAUUAUUGCGGUCUACGGUCUGGUCGUCGCAGUGCUUAUAGCAAACGCAAUGAACCCUCCCCCGGGCCAGAACACGAGUCUAUACACAAGCUUUAUGCAUCUUGCGUCGGGCCUUUCAGUCGGCCUGGCCGGAAUAGCGGCAGGGUAUACCAUUGGGGUUGUGGGAGAUGCUGGUGUCCGCUCGUACAUGCAACAAUCACGUGUCUACGUUGGAAUGAUUUUGAUCUUGAUUUUCGGAGAGGUGUUGGGACUUUACGGUUUGAUUGUCGGCUUGAUUCUCAACUCGCGCAGCGGUGGCUAGACGGGCAGCGUAAACUCAUUUAACUUCUCGGAGGAAAGCUUAAGACAGCGAGCAUGCUGGUAUAGCGAAUUAAAGUCAUGGUUAAAAUCCAGACGUCUCGUUGAUGUCUUGAUAGCUCAUUUUUUUAGGCGUUAGGAGAUGCGAGGCUUUUUAUUCACUGACAGGACCACCGCGCAUGAGCAAUCUGUUUCCUGAAGGCCACUUCAUGCAUCUCAAUUGCAGUUGUACUGCACCAUCUUAGAUAUAUAUAUGUGCUACCAUUUUAUUACCCUUGAAUAUGACUUAUUGCUUG